AUGCGCUCAUUGUCCACAGAAAAUACUCAAGUCGCCUCAGCUGCUCCUCAGCUGAAGCAGGAAUUUGAUACGGGCGCCUUCGUGGUGGUUACGAACAUCCCAGGCCCAGUGCACCCCCGUUAUCUGCAUCUCGACCAGCACCAGUCUUACAUUGAUGAAGAAGGGAGGCAUGUUGUCCGCUUCGGAGCUAUUGCAGCUGGCUCGGACGCUAAUGCUCGGUACCACGAAGUUGUGAAAUCUCUCAACAACGUCGAGUGGGUCCGCGAAGGGGGAGUCUGCAUCACGCUGACUGAGAUCGACGAGGCUACCGUUGAUGUUUCGUUCAACCGAUGGGCCAAGUGCGAGAGUGAGCUGCAUGCGGGCAAGCUCUCCAUCCAUUGGGCCCAGUUUGCGUGCCAAUGGGCACAAGCUAUAACCUCAUCCAAACUAUUCACAUCUUAG
Messenger RNA from Phytophthora sojae, 441 nucleotides. RefSeq lists its product as hypothetical. The transcript is spliced from 2 exons. The record is from RefSeq and is a predicted model, not a curated record. Lineage: Eukaryota; Oomycota; Peronosporomycetes; Peronosporales; Peronosporaceae. Bases 1 to 441 code for a protein of 146 amino acids.